AUGGGCGCCGUCACCAAAGUUUGUUCAGUGCUCCUCCGCUUCGGCCAGCUUGCCAGCAGCGCCAUCGUUCUCGGCCUCUUGAGCCACUUCUUCCACCGGGCGCGGAGCGCCGGCGCCCCGCACCCUAGCGGCCGGCUAAUCUACACGGCGGUAAUCGCUGCCCUGUCGAUUCUAGCCGCGUUGAUAACCAUACUACCGUUCGCCUUCUCGUUCUGGGCCUUCCCGGUCGACUUUGUGUUGUCAGUCGCGUGGUUGCUGACCGGCUUGCACACGUGCCGGUCUGGCUGGUUUAGGGGUUAUUGGGGCUUAUACUGGAGCAGAGUGCGCCAGACCGGUCUACGACCGGGAGGAGGCCGGUUGAGAAGAUGGGCGGGUUGCGCGGCGUGGCGUGCCGUGAUAGCCUUUUGCUUCAUUGCCUUUGUUCUAUAUCUAAUUAGCGGCAUCUUGGUGAGUUACUUCUCGGUCGUCCCGCAAAGCUCUCCCGCUCCCGUCCCCGACUAA
Molecule: messenger RNA, 501 nt
Organism: Dichotomopilus funicola
Lineage: Eukaryota; Fungi; Ascomycota; Sordariomycetes; Sordariales; Chaetomiaceae
Exons: 2
Coding region: 1-501 (166 amino acids)
Cellular component (GO): membrane
Source: RefSeq, a predicted model, not a curated record